Molecule: messenger RNA, 1194 nt
Organism: Vigna radiata var. radiata (mung bean)
Lineage: Eukaryota; Viridiplantae; Streptophyta; Magnoliopsida; Fabales; Fabaceae
Exons: 1
Coding region: 1-1194 (397 amino acids)
Source: RefSeq, a predicted model, not a curated record
AUGAAAUUCAAGCUCUAUCAAAUGGAUGUGAAAAGUGGCUUUUUAAAUGGAUAUAUUAAGGAAGAAGUAUAUGUUGAGCAGCCACCUGGUUUCGAAGACUUUGAAUACCCUAGUCAUGUAUACAAACUGAAGAAAGCCUUAUACGGAUUAAAGCAAGCACCACGGUCAUGGUAUGAAAGAUUAAGUGAAUUUCUUGUAAAGAAAGGAUACUCAAGAGGAAAAAUUGAUUCCACCCUUUUCAUCAAAAGCUCAAAUAAGGAUAAACUUUAUGUACAAAUUUAUGUUGAUGAUAUUAUCUUUGGUUCCACUAAUUCUAUGUUGUGCAAAGAAUUUUCAAAGGUUAUGCAGGAAGAAUUUGAGAUGUCCAUGAUGGGAGAGCUAACAUACUUCCUUGGUCUGCAAGUGAAACAAACCAUAGAUGGCAUAUUCAUUCAUCAGUCAAAAUACUGCAAUGAUCUGUUGAAAAGAUUUCAGAUGCUGGACUGCAAAGAUGCUACUACUCCAAUGGCUACUAACUACUACUUGGAUCUAGACGAGACUAGUAAAAGUGUUGAUCAAAAAAUGUAUCGAGGUAUGAUCGGAUCAUUACUUUAUCUUACUGUCAGUAGGACUGACAUCAUGCAUAGCCUUUGUCUCUAUGCUAGAUUUCAAUCUGAUCCUAAAGAGUCACAUCUCACAGUUGUUAAAAGAAUUUUAAAGUACCUCAAAGGUACUAAAAAUCUUGGUCUGUGGUAUCCAAAUGGAACAAAUAUGUUUCUAACCGGGUAUAGUGAUUCAAAUUUUGGUGGUUGUAAAUUGGACAGGAAAAGUACUAGUGGAACAUGUCAUUUACUAGGUUCAUCUUUAAUCUCUUGGAACUCGAAGAAACAGGCUUAUGUGGCUCUGUCCACCACAGAAGCGGAGUACAUAGCAGCGGGAAGUUGUUGUGCACAGUCUCUUUGGAUAAAGAGUCAAUUAGAGGCUUAUGGCAUUAGGAUAGACAACAUUCCUUUGAAGUGUGAUAGUACUAGUGCUAUAAAUUUGACUAAGAAUCCAAUCUUGCACUCAAAAACUAAGCAUAUUGAGAUAAGACAUCAUUUCAUUAGAGAUCACAUAAACAGGGGUGAAAUCAAAAUUGAAUAUGUUGAUACACUACAUCAGUGGGCUGAUAUCUUUACAAAACCUCUGAAUAAAGAAAGGUUUUUUACGAUUUGA